AUGGAGUCUGGGCUGUGCUGGGUUUUCCUUGUUGCUCUGUUACAAGGUGUCCAGUGUGCGGUGCAGCUGGUGGAGUCUGGGGGAGGCUUGGUCCAGCCUGGAGGGUCCCUGAGACUCUCCUGUGCAGCCUCCGGAUUCACCUUCAGCAGCUACUGGAUGAGCUGGGUCCGCCAGGCUCCAGGGAAGGGGCUGGACUGGGUUGGAGAGAUUAAUGGUAAUGGUGGUAGCACAAACUACGCAAACGCCGUGAAGGGCCGAUUCACCAUCUCCAGAGACAACGCCAAGAACACGCUGUAUCUGCAAAUGAACAGUCUGAGAGCCGAGGACACGGCCCUGUACUACUGUGCCAGUGACACAGUGAGGCUGUGGAUUAAGGCUUCUAAUCGACAUGAUGGAGAGGAACUGUGGUAGACCACACUUUCUGUAUCGACCCAUCUGUUGACGGACAUGGAGGCGUUUGGUGUUUCCAGGGCAUGCAGGCACAGUGGACAGGGCCGGGGGUCUGGGGAAGGCGGCGCUGUGGUCGGGAAGAAAACGGGACUGCUGUGUCCCGUGCUUGGCUGCUGCCAGCUGCAUGAGGCGUCUCGGAGGUCGGACGUGCACCGGGUGCGAGGCCGCUGCUGCACGUGGCUGGCAGGGACCGAGGCUCAGUGUCCUAAGUGGGUACUGCUAGAGCUGCCUCUGCCAGGCCUGGGGCCCGGAACGGGACAGCGUCAGGAACACACGCUCCGCAGGGAGCGCAAGUUACACCGUGUCCCGCAAGAGCUGCGCUGCCACGUCCUGAUCACUGUCCAAGAACCAGUUGUCCCUGAAGCUGAGCUCUGUGCCCACGAAGGACAGGGCCGGAUUCCCUGCGGGACACACAGUGAGGGGACAUCAGUGUGGGCCCAGACGCAGACCCCCCUGCAGGGGCGCUCGUGGCCGCCAGGGGGGCACGGGACUCCUGAGCCCAGGGCCGGCCUGGGCGGACCGGUCUCCUCUGGGGGCUUCGCUGAGUUCCCGACCCUGAGCUUCCCCUGCAGUCUCAGCUACGUUUGUGCGGUGAUCAGCACUGAACACACACUCACCAUGGAGUCUGGGCUGCGCUGGGUUUUCCUUGUUGCUCUGUUACAAGGUGUCCAGUGUGAGGUGCAGCUGGUGGAGUCUGGGGGAGGCUUGGUCCAGCCUGGGGGGUCCCUGAGACUCUCCUGUGCAGCCUCCGGAUUCACCUUCAGCAGCUACGCAAUGAGCUGGGUCCGCCAGGCUCCAGGGAAGGGACUGGAGUGGGUUGGUUUUAUUAGAAACCAGGCUAAUGGUGGCACAGCAGAAUAUGCUGCAUCUGUGAAAGGCAGAUUCACCAUGUCACGGGAUGAUUCCAAAAGCACCGUCUCUCUGCAAAUGAACAGUCUGAGAGCCGAGGACACGGCCCUGUACUACUGUGCCAGUGACACAGUGAGG
Molecule: messenger RNA, 1437 nt
Organism: Lemur catta (Ring-tailed lemur)
Lineage: Eukaryota; Metazoa; Chordata; Mammalia; Primates; Lemuridae
Biological process (GO): positive regulation of B cell activation; defense response to bacterium; phagocytosis, engulfment
Cellular component (GO): external side of plasma membrane; immunoglobulin complex, circulating; blood microparticle
Molecular function (GO): antigen binding; immunoglobulin receptor binding
Source: RefSeq, a predicted model, not a curated record